Messenger RNA from Tripterygium wilfordii, 865 nucleotides. RefSeq lists its product as uncharacterized. The coding region runs from base 113 to 688 and encodes 191 amino acids. Lineage: Eukaryota; Viridiplantae; Streptophyta; Magnoliopsida; Celastrales; Celastraceae. The transcript has 3 exons. The record is from RefSeq and is a predicted model, not a curated record.
ACGCUCCGUAUAAAGAAAGAUCCUUUCUUUCUCACUCACACUUGUUGCGCUUAUCAGCAGCUUCACUUGGACUCGAGUCCCUUCUGUAGAAUUUUCUCUCUGAAACACAGAGAUGGGAGAAGGAAAGGGCUCGACCCUGGUGCAUCUCUUGGUUGUGGUGUUGAGCCUCGUUGCAUUUGGGUUCGCCAUUGCUGCUGAGAGUCGGAGAAGUGUUGGCAAUAUAAUCAAAGAUGACUACUCGAAUGCGACAUAUUGUGUCUACAGCUCAGAUGUUGCAACUGGUUAUGGAGUGGGUGCUUUUUUAUUUCUUCUUUCAGGCGAAUCACUACUCAUGGGAGUGACUAAAUGCAUGUGCUUUGGGAUACCUUUAGCACCUGGUGGGGAUCGAGCUUGGUCAAUUAUCUACUUCAUGUCGUCAUGGGCGACCUUUUUGGUGGCAGAAGCAUGUCUGAUUGCGGGCGCAACUAAGAACGCGUACCACACCAAGUACAGGGGAAUUAUUUAUGCUCAGAAUUUCUCAUGUGAGUCAUUGCGGAAAGGCAUUUUCAUUGCUGGAGCUGUCUUCAUUGUUGCAACUAUGGUACUCAACAUAUAUUAUUACAUUUAUUUCUCCAAGGCAACUACAACCCAAGCAGCUCGCAAGGCGAACCGCGCUAGUUCUACUGUUGGGAUGGCCGGGUAUGCAUAAGAUAAGAGUGAAGUGAACUGAUAAAGAGGAGUUUGCAAAGUUUUGUUUCUUUCAUAUGUAAAGAGUCCGCAGUGGAGGUUGCAAUUGUAUUGUGCUUGUCUAGAUAUAUGUUGUUGUACGGUUAUGAAUGCCCAAGUAAUUUAAGGCUCUAAAGGCCACCAUGCCAUAGUUGAAGUA